AUGUCAGAACACAACAAUAUUAUAUAUUCACCAAAUUCAAAAGGUACAUCAGCUGAUAUAGGAACAACUAUAUCCUUUACCGAUAUUAGUAAUAAUAAUAAUAAUAAUAGUAAUAAUACUAGCAACAGUAAUAAUAGUAAUAAUAAUAAUAACAGUAAUAAGAGUGGUGGUUUUUUUAAAUUAUCAUCAUCACCAAAAAAGAAUUUUACAACUACAACUACAACAACUACAACCAAUACAACCAAUAGUUUAUCACCAAAUAUUUUAACAAGAAGCAGAAGUAACAGUAUGAAUAGUGGAGGAACAGCACAUGUAAUAAGUUCAAGAAGUAGAAGUAAUAGUGUAAAUAGUAGCAGUGGUGUUGAAGCUGGUAGUAGUCAUACUAAUAAUAAUAAUAAUAAAUCACAAUCAACAUCAAACAAUACAGCAAUGUUCCAAAAAGAAAAAGUUGUAAAAUUUAAUACACCAAAUAUGUCACCAGAGACACUUAGUGGUAUCGGAGGUAUAGGUGGAUAUGGAAUAUCAUUCUUUUUGACAUCAUCUCCAUCACCAAAUACUUAUUUUAAUAAUAAUAGCACAUCAAAUAAUUUAUCAAAUUUUUCAUUGCUUGAUGAAGGCUACAUGGAUAAUAUUGUUUAUGAACACUUAAAAGAUGUUACAACUUUAUCAAAACAAAGAGAAAUAUCACUACUAUGGAACAACACUAUAAUACCACCAAAUAGCACACAGGCAAGAAAAGAUUUAAAAUUUUUAGUUAGAAAGGGUAUACCCGAUAAAAAGAGAGGUAUAGUGUGGCAAGCAAUUGUGGGCACCAAAGAUGCUGACGAAGAUCAUUGCUAUAAUUCCGCCUACAGCUCUAGUUUUGGUGAAAUUGUAGACCCUAAUAUUCGUAAUAUACCGGCAUUCGGGGGUGUAGUUUCCCCAUCGGACCAUUUGUUAACCGAGGCGGGUGUAAAACAGGUUAAAUUCCUAUUAACUUUAAUUCAUACAAACUCAAGUGUAGAGUAUUGCCCACAAUUACCUGACCUUGUACAUAUUCUCCUCUCAUUUAUGUCAGAAGCCAAUGCCUACACAACUGCCUCCUUAAUGAUUAAAGAUUCCGAAGAGGGUUCACCUUUCAAAUGCCUAAAUCUGGAUAAAAAAGAAUGUGCAAAAUUUGUAUUAUCAUUUGACCACCUAAUAGAAAUUCAUUUACCAAAAUUACACAGACAUAUGCUUUUAAUUGGAUUGACAAAUUCAUUUGUUUUUUCCGAUGAAUGGUUUUCAAGAUUAUUUGUAUCAUUUUUACCAUAUACAACAGUACUAAGAAUUUUCGAUGUAUUUUUAAAUGAGGGCUAUAAAGUAUUGUACAGAAUUGGGCUUGCUCUUUUAAAGACUCAUAAAAAAGAGCUGAAAAAGAAGACAACAAUGGAGAAAUUUUUAGCAACUUUAAAAUCUUUAAAUUCAAAAAUGUAUGAUGCUGAAGCAUUAAUUAAAACUGCUUUUGAAAUCUCAUUAAAAAGAAGUCAUUUGGAAGAUAUAAAAGUUAAACAAGAUCACAAAGUUAGAGAUGUUCCCGAACCAGUUCCAAUUUAUUAUAGAUCUAAAAUUUCAGUACCUUCUCAAAUUUUGGAUACCGAUGAUUUUGAAUUAAUUUGGGCAUGGUUGCCAGCAAGAUUAUCAAUAUCAACACCAAGAUUAUUAUUUAAUUCAUAUUCACAUGGUUCAAAUCUUAGAUUACUUUACGAAAAUUGCAAUGAAAAACAACCAUUAUUAAUAGUAUUAAGAUCAAAUAAUGGCUCAGUAUUUGGUUUUUUUACUGAUGACGAAUUUAAACCAAAAACAGGGUUCGGAAGUCACAAUUGUUUCCUUUUUACCUUAAAGCCACAUGUUCAUGUAUAUAGGCCAACUGAAAAAAAUCAAUUAUUUAUGAAUCUAAAAGAACAAUCAAUUUCAGUAGGUCAAUCAAAUUUGGGUGAAAUUGGUUUACAUAUCGAACAGGAUUUAAAUGGUAAAUCACACUAUACAGAAACUUUUGACAAUCCAUGUUUAAAUUCAAAUGACGAAACUUUUCAAACUGUUGUAUUAGAAGCAUUUUUAAUCGAAUAA
Molecule: messenger RNA, 2088 nt
Organism: Dictyostelium purpureum
Lineage: Eukaryota; Evosea; Eumycetozoa; Dictyosteliales; Dictyosteliaceae
Exons: 4
Coding region: 1-2088 (695 amino acids)
Source: RefSeq, a predicted model, not a curated record